AUGGCAGCACCCCUAGCAGCUUUUGGCGAGUGCAAAGAACAGAAUGGAAAACACCACCGGCACGGCAGUUUCACAUCACCUUCUGCAGCGGCGACGGAACAAAAGAGCAGCACGGCCGAAGCUCCCGAGCCGCCUGCGCGGGGCUCUCGGAGCGCCACCCGCUCCGAGCCGCGCGGAGCGGCGCGCGGCACCUCGCACGGGGCGGUGCGGCUGCGGAAGGGCACGGAGGCGGCGUCCGGCCCCUCGCGGCUCGCAAAGCGCUCGCUCGCGGCUCGCCGCGCGGUUCAGGUGCUUUGCGGACUCUCCACCGCUUUGAAGUUAAAGGAGAAAGCCGCGCAGCCAGCGGCGCACCGCUGUAGUUGCAGAAGCCCAUUGAGAGCGGGCAGGUCCGCGCGCCGAACCCAGCCGCUGCCACUCCUCCAGGUGAGCUCUCCCGCACCGCGUGCCCCUGGCCCCGCCGCCCCCUCACGCCACCCCGAGGCGCGGGACCCUCUAGGUCCCGCUCGCCGGCCAAGUUCGAAGCCACGGGCAGAGAUCAACAGGCGCUCCCUCCCCUCUCCCCCCGCCCGGCCCACAUGGGACGAGAGCCCCGGUACCCCCAGGGCGAGCAGAGCCGCCGCAGUUCCCGGAACCCCGCCGCGCUGCCCCGUACCUGCAGAGGAUGGAGGCGGCCCGCUGCCUCGGCGCCCGGCUCACGCCUCAGCCGCCCAGAAAGUUUCCUGA
Molecule: messenger RNA, 723 nt
Organism: Lagopus muta (rock ptarmigan)
Lineage: Eukaryota; Metazoa; Chordata; Aves; Galliformes; Phasianidae
Product: translation initiation factor IF-2-like
Exons: 3
Coding region: 1-723 (240 amino acids)
Source: RefSeq, a predicted model, not a curated record